AUCGGAACUAUGAUUAUUGUCUGUAUAAAUAAAUCUGCAAGUGGAAGAAGCCAAGCCAAAAGGGCAUCUGCUUAAUCGAACUAUUCAGAUUCUAAAAAAUGAGUUGGUGGUGGGCUGGAGCAAUCGGUGCUGCCAAGAAGAAAUUCGAGGAAGAGGAACCGCCGCGAAGCUUCCAGAGCGUGGGCCUGGUGAUCGGCGUGACGGGCAUCGUGGGCAACAGCCUCGCCGAGAUCCUCCCUCUCGCCGACACCCCCGCCGGUCCAUGGAAGGUCUACGGCGUCGCACGCCGCCCCCGUCCGCCGUGGAACGCCGACCAUCCUGUCGAGUACAUCCAGUGCGACGUCUCCGAUCCCGCCGACGCCGAAGCCAAACUCUCCGCCCUAACCGACGUCACUCACGUCUUCUUCGUGUCGUGGACCAACCGCUCCACCGAAGCAGAAAACUGCGAAGUUAACGGCGCUAUGUUACAGAACGUGCUUCGCGCCGUUAUCCCCAACGCCCCCAAUCUCCGCCACGUGUCACUCCAGACAGGCGGCAAGCACUACAUCGGACCCUUCGAAUUCAUCGGCAAGAUCGAAUCUCAUGAACCUCCCUUCGCGGAGGAUAUGCCGCGUUUGGAUGCGCCCAAUUUUUAUUACACCCAAGAGGAUAUUCUUUUUGAAGAAACCGCUAAGAAAGAGGGUUUGACCUGGUCAGUUCACAGACCCCAAGUAAUCUUUGGGUUUUCGCCUUACAGUUUAAUGAACAUGAUUGGGACGCUCAGCGUGUACGCCGCAAUUUGCAAGCACGAGGGUGUUCCGUUGAGAUUCCCCGGCACGAGAGGCGCGUGGGAGAGUUAUUCUUGUGCCUCCGAUGCGGAUUUGAUUGCGGAGCAGCACAUUUGGGCCGCGGUUGAUCCCUACGCGCGGAACGAGGCGUUUAACUGCUCCAAUGGAGACGUGUUCAGGUGGAAGCAUCUUUGGAAGGUGCUGGCGGAACAGUUUGGGAUUGAGGAGUAUGGGUUUGAGGAAGAAGGUUUGAGUUUGUCGGAAUUGAUGAAGGAUAAGGGUCCUGUUUGGGAUGAGAUUGUGAGUGAGAAUCAGCUUCUGCCUACCAAGCUUGACGAGGUUGCUGAUUGGUGGUUUGUGGAUCUUAUUUUCUCAGGGGAGGGAAUGUUGGAUAGCAUGAACAAGGCCAAGGAACAUGGGUUUUUGGGAUUCAGGAACUCCAAGAAUUCGUUCAUAAGUUGGAUAGACAAGACCAAGGCUUAUAAGAUUGUGCCUUGAAUUUAAUUCAUUCUCUUCUUGCUGCUUCUGUUUAAUUUCUCAUGUGCGUCUUUGUUUGUAUUUCCCUGUAAUUUAUAUCAUUAUAUGGAAUGAAUGAAUGAAUAAAACUCGAGGAUAUAACUCGUAUGAGUGGUUGGGAUAAUCCAGAGUUAUGUCUUGUGUUGUGUUGUAAUUUUGUAUCCACAGUUUCUGGUAUUUAGUAUUUACAGAAAGUGGAAGCAAAACUUGAAUGAUAAGCAAGAACCAGUUUUCGGUAACGUA
Messenger RNA from Glycine soja, 1526 nucleotides. Its product is annotated as 3-oxo-Delta(4,5)-steroid 5-beta-reductase. The record is from RefSeq and is a predicted model, not a curated record. Bases 99 to 1265 code for a protein of 388 amino acids. The transcript has 2 exons. Lineage: Eukaryota; Viridiplantae; Streptophyta; Magnoliopsida; Fabales; Fabaceae.